Messenger RNA from Metopolophium dirhodum (rose-grain aphid), 1302 nucleotides. Its product is annotated as osteocalcin 2-like. NCBI's taxonomy places the organism in Eukaryota, Metazoa, Arthropoda, Insecta, Hemiptera, Aphididae. The coding region runs from base 376 to 789 and encodes 137 amino acids. The record is from RefSeq and is a predicted model, not a curated record. The transcript has 3 exons.
ACUACCACAGCUGUUCGUCGCACCGGUGAGGAUCUGUAACGUCCCGAUAAAAGCCAAAAGCCGUUUUAGUAUAAUAAUAAUAAUAUUAUAUUAUUAUAAGAUAGAAGGCCGCGUGUCGGCGACGGACGAAUGCGCCUCGUCGUCACUGUGCGACAGUAAUCGCAGUACAAUAAUUGUAAUUAAUGUUCAAUACUAUAUACACAUAUAUUAUAUUAAAUACUAUAUAAAUACUCAGUUAUGUGACGCACCAUAUCUUACCGUAAUAAUCGUGUAAAAAUAACAAACUGUUAAUAGCUGCAAUCAUAAUAUAUUGUUAUCAUAUUAUAAUCGCAAGCCAUAUUUUACCUAAUAUAUUGUACCGCGCGUGUGACCAUCAUGGACCAAGACGAACAGUGUCUGGCGCCGCAGCUGUGCAUCCGUUGCCUGUCGUCGUACGACCGUGGCCGACAAGUCGCGGUCGUGUCCAACUCGGACGCGUGCACGUGCCCCGACGACGAGACGUGUCCGCACAACAAGAAGACCGCCGCGCUGCAGCUGUUGGUCCUCAGGAAAAAAAAGAUAAGUUUGCAGCAUCAGCAGACGUCGUCGACGACGAACAACGAAUCAAACAAGACCAUCGGCCGUGGUGUACUGCAGGAAUCGGACGAAGACGACGACGACGACGACUGUUCCUCUUCGUCGUCGUCAUCAAGUAGCACUUCAUCAUGCAGCAGUGGCGACACUACUACGUCAGAAUCCGAAGACGGUGGGUCGCGGAUUACCUGCGCGUCUGCUAGUUCGUCACAAUAACACAGAUUUGUUGUAAUAAUUUGCUUUUCUUCUUGCUGUUGUUGCUGCUGCUACUACUACCGCCGCUGCUACUUCUACCUCCACUGCUACUACUGCUGCUGCUGCUGCUGCUGCUACUGCUGCCACUGACACUAUCGUCGCUGCUGCUGCUGCUGCUGCUGCUACUACUGCUUUUGCUGUUGCUGCCACUGCUGUCGCUGCUGGAAGAACCGUCACUGUCGCUUUCUGAGUCUGAAGAGUUUACAUUUUUCUUUUUCCGUUUCGCGUCUUUCACUUUUUUCUUCGAUUUCUCCUCUUUUGCGGGCCUUAAAAGAUAUCGUUAUUCGGUUAGACAACAUAUAAUGUAUAUAUACCACGGUUGUGUAGCCAAGAGGACUGCUGAGGGGGCUGCACCCUCUCAGAAAUCUUAGAAAAAUUUUAAAAAUAUCCACAUUGUUUUGUAAACGUAUUAAAUAAGACGUAAUCAUGUAUUAAUGUUGUUAUAUGUAUAAAUAUUAAAAGUUUGAAAUGUUA